AUGACGAAAUACUGGUUCGUCCUGGACCAAACCCAUUAUGAGCCGCCCAUUUAUAUGGAUGAGACAUAUAGGGAAGCCUGUGGCACUCUUUUACUGGGGCACAUCAUUCCUGGUAUCAAAAGCCUGGAUCAAGUCAUCAAUAGGGAUGAGUUACCUGGCUUUUCUCGAACUUUUCGGGUCCAACGAUCGACACAGAGCAAUGUCACCUGGUCUCGUGACGCACAGUUAGAGAGCAGUGCCGGUGCGAGCGCAGGUGCUCCCGCGCUUGCCGGAGUGGGGAUAGGUGCCCAAGCUGAGGUGAAAAUAGGAUCGACUGUGGGAGGCACUGAUUCAUGGGAGUUCGAUCAGUUAGAGACACAGGCUAUUGCGCCUCCGACAAGUUGGAUUCAGGAUUGCAUCAGGGCACCUCAAGUUGCUGCAUACGUCAAGCAGCACAAGGUACUGGGCAAUUGGAAGCUUUACAUGAUUACCGGAAUCAAAAUUGGAAAAGGCGCCAAACUUGAACACAAAGACUUUCAAGGUAAAUCAGGGGUUUCAAAGCCGUCCCUCGACGUGGUUGAUGCUUUUAAGGUGGAGAUUGGGGCCGAGUAUUCUCAGUCAAGCGAGACAUCAGUCACAGCUCAAUAUGAUGACGCCUUCAUCUGGGCUGUUCGGCUACUUGAGAUAUCAGACAGCUGGUUUAACUCAAGCCUUAGCUUGAAAACUGUCACUAAGGGGACAAUACUUGGGCUAGACAAGACUCAAGCCACUGCCAACGCAACUGUCAGGGCAUUUCUCUCCAAGAACGGUCUGGAGAAUUACUAUAUAAUACGACCUGAGACUCCAGAAGAUGACGAUGAAAUGUUGCUCCUCGUCGUUGACUGA
Messenger RNA from Colletotrichum costaricense, 864 nucleotides. RefSeq lists its product as uncharacterized. The transcript is spliced from 2 exons. Lineage: Eukaryota; Fungi; Ascomycota; Sordariomycetes; Glomerellales; Glomerellaceae. Bases 1 to 864 code for a protein of 287 amino acids. The record is from RefSeq and is a predicted model, not a curated record.